Melanotaenia boesemani (Boeseman's rainbowfish) is the source of this 6977-nucleotide messenger RNA. Its product is annotated as mucin-2-like. NCBI's taxonomy places the organism in Eukaryota, Metazoa, Chordata, Actinopteri, Atheriniformes, Melanotaeniidae. Gene Ontology annotation, cellular component: membrane. Gene Ontology annotation, molecular function: G protein-coupled receptor activity. The record is from RefSeq and is a predicted model, not a curated record. The coding region runs from base 2 to 6556 and encodes 2184 amino acids. Gene Ontology annotation, biological process: G protein-coupled receptor signaling pathway; cell surface receptor signaling pathway. The transcript is spliced from 16 exons.
AAUGCCAACCACAGAAACACAAACUACAGAAAAACUAACUACAGAAGCGCCAACUACUGAGACACCAACCACGGAAAUACCAACUACAGAAAUACCAACUACAGAAACACAAACUACAGAAACAUCAACUAGAGUAAUACCAACUAUAGAAACAGCAACUACGGACACAGCAAUCACAGGAACACCCACCACAGAAACACCAACUACAAAAACAGCAAUUACAGAAACAGCAAAUACAGAAACACCAACUACAGAAAUGCCAACCACAGAAACACAAACUACAGAAAAACUAACUACAGAAACAUCAACUACAGAAGCACCAACUACAGAGACACCGACCACAGAAAUACCAACAAAAGAAGCACCAAAUACAGAGACAAACACUACAGAAAUACCAACUAUAGAAACAUCAACUACAGAAAUACAAACUACAGGAACACCAAGUACAGAAAAACCAACUACAGAAAUGGCAACAUCAGAAACAGCAACUACAGAAACAGCAACUACAGAAAUGCCAACCACUGAAACACAAACUACAGAAAGACCAACUACACAUCCACCAACCACUGAAAUACCAACUACAGAAAGACCAACUACACAUCUACCAACCACUGAAAUACCAACUACAGAAAUACCAACUACAGAAACAGCAACUACAGACACAGCAGUCACAGGAACACCCACCACAGAAACACCAACUGUAGAAACACCAACUACAAAAACAGCAACUACAGAAACAGCAACUACAGAAGCACCAACUACAGAGACACCAGCUACAGAAAUACCAACUACAGAAAUGGCAAUAAAUUCAACAAAUUCAACACCUGCUGCCACAACAAGAGUGAACACACCAACAGCUGCUACAACAGCUGUAACAACUCAGAAUGUGACAACCCAAUAUACUACAAUGGAAUCAGCCACUCCUGUCUCUUCAACCACAAUCCUUUCAACUUCUGGCACCACGGAUGCUAUCAUCUCCCCUACAACUGAUGCCUUGAGUACUACUAUUACGCCAUCAGUGACCAAUACCACAAAUACCACUAUCCCCACAAUGACCAAUGCCACAACUACUGCCGCUAUGACCAUCCAAACAAAUGCUACAGUUUCUACCACCAUCCCCAUCACAACCCCCACCACGGACAUUACCACGGCUAAUGCCACCACAGCUAUUAAAACAACUGCCACAACUGCCCCCAUCACAGACUUUACCACGACUAAUGCCCCCACAGCUAUUACUACAACUGUCACAACUGCCCCCACCACGGACGUUACCACGACUAAUGCCCCCACAGCUAUUACUACAACUGCCACAGCUGCCCCCACCACGGACGUUACCACGGCUAAUCCCACCACAGCUAUUACUACACCUGCCACACCUGCCCCCACCACGGACGUUACCACGGCUAAUCCCACCACAGCUAUUACUACACCUGCCACACCUGCCGCCACAACGGACUUUACCACGACUAAUGCCCCCACAGCUAUUUCUACAACUGUCACAACUGCCCCCACCACGGACGUUACCACGACUAAUGCCCCCACAGCUAUUACUACAACUGCCACAGCUGCCCCCACCACGGACGUUACCACGGCUAAUCCCACCACAGCUAUUACUACACCUGCCACACCUGCCCCCACCACGGACGUUACCACGGCUAAUCCCACCACAGCUAUUACUACACCUGCCACACCUGCCGCCACAACGGACUUUACCACGGCUAAUGCCCCCACAGCUAUUACUACAACUGCCACAGCUGCCCCCACCUCGGACGUUACCACGGCUAAUCCCACCACAGCUAUUACUACACCUGCCACACCUGCCCCCACAACGGACUUUACCACGGCUAAUCCCACCACAGCUAUUACUACAACUGCCACACCUGCCCCCACCACGGACUUUACCACGACUACUGCCACCACAGCUAUUACUACAACUGCCACACCUGCCCCCACCACAGACUUUACCACGACUAAUGCCACCACAGCUAUUACUACAAUUGCCACACCUGCCCCCACCACGGACUUUACCACGACUAAUGCCACCACAGCUAUUACUACAACUGCCACAUCUGCCCCCACCACGGACUUUACCACGACUAAUGCCCCCACAGCUAUUACUACAACUCCCACAUCUGCCCCCAUCACGGACUUUACCACGACUAAUGCCACCACAGCUAUUACUACAACUACCACAACUGCCCCCACCACGGACGUUACCACGACCAAUGCCACCACAGCUAUUAAUACAACUACCACAACUGCCCCCACCACGGACGUUACCACGACUAAUGCCCCCACAGCUAUUAAUGCGACUACCACAACUGCCCCCACCACGGACGUUACCACGACUAAUGCCACCACAGCUAAUACUACGACUGCCACACCUGCCCCCACCACAGACUUUACCACGACUAAUCCCACCACAGCUAUUACUACAACUGCCACACCUGCCCCCACCACGGACGUUACCACGGCUAAUCCCGCCACAGCUAUUACUACAAUUGCCACACCUGCCCCCACCACGGACUUUACCACAACUAAUGCCACCACAGCUAUUACUACAACUGCCACACCUGCCCCCACCACGGACUUUACCACGACUAAUGCCCCCACAGCUAUUACUACAACUACCACAUCUGCCCCCAUCACGGACUUUACCAUGACUAAUGCCCCCACAGCUAUUAAUGCAACUACCACAACUGCCCCCAUCACAGACUUUACCAUGACUAAUGCCACCACAGCUAUUACUACAACUACCACAACUGCCCCCACCACGGACGUUACCACGACUAAUGCCACCACAGCUAUUAAUACAACUGCCCCCAUCACAGACUUUACCACGACUAAUGCCCCCACAGCUAUUACUACAACUGUCACAACUGCCCCCACCACGGACGUUACCACGACUAAUGCCACCACAGCUAAUACUACAAUUACCACAACUGCCCCCACCAAGGACAUUACCACGGCUAAUCCCACCACAGCUAUUACUACAACUACCACAACUGCCCCCAUCACAGACUUUACCACGACUAAUGUCACAACAGUUAAUACUACAACUACCACAACUGCCCCCAUCACGAACUUUACCACGACUAAUGCCACCACAGCUGUUACUACAACUACCACAACUCCCCCCAUCACGGACUUUACCACGACUAAUGCCACAACAGCUAAUACUACAACUACCACAACUGCCCCCACCACUGACAUUACCACGACUAAUGCCACAACAGCUAAUACUACAACUACCACAACUGCCCCCACCACUGACAUUACCACAACUAAUGCCACAACAGCUAAUACUACAACUACCACAACUGCCCCCACCACUGAUAUUACCACAGCCAUUACCACAACUACCACCACUAUCCCCACCACAGACAUUGCCACUAAUACUAUUCCCAUUACGAACAUUACCAUGGCUACUAUCACCACGCCAAACACAGCUAUUACCACGAUUAACACCACCCCUCCCCCCACCACAGUCAUCACCCCAACUACUACUACUACCACCAGCCCCACCACCACAACUACCACGACUACUACUACUACCACCAGCCCCACCACCACAACUACCACGACUACUACUACUACUACCACUACCACCAGCCCCACCACCACAACUACCACGACUACUACUACUACCACUACCACCCCCCCCACCACCACAACUGCUACCACAACUAGUACUCCAUCGGGGCCAAUUCAAGCAAUUAAUUUGACAAUGUCAAUCACAUUAGACCUCACCUUCACGUCAGACUUAAAUGAUAAAUCAAGUUCUGCAUACAAAGAUCUGGAAUCAAAGAUCGUAAAUGUGUUAAAGAAGCAGUAUAGCAAAAUGAGUGGAUUUCUUAAUGUUUUUGUGACAGGAUUCAGGAAAGGAAGUGUUGUUACAGACUUUGUUGUUCAGACAUCAAGCAUUAAUGCAGCUCAGUUGAAUGAAACAAAUGCAGGCCUUGCACAAUCCAUGCAACCGAUUGCCCCUGUCCUUAGCAUCAGUACACAGUACACCAGUUCAACCCCUAUCAAUGUUCCAAAAUCCAUUUAUACUGGUCAAAGCAUGACGCUGAAGUGUGAUCUCGGUGACUUUAACUUGGGAAGAGUUUCUAAAGCUGUGUGGAAAUUAAAUGAGACAGUAAUAAAUUCGGGAUCAAGAUUACAAAUUUCCACUUCUGACAGUCAGUCCACAUUAACAGUGUUCCCAGUCAUCCUUGAUAAUAUUGGUCUUUAUGAGUGCAUUCUAAGUGGACAACAGUUUGAUUUCUCCCAAAAAGGAUCUGUAACAGGAGACAAUAUCAAAUCAGCUCCUGUUGUGCGAGUAUCAAAUAAAAUCAGUGUUAAUUGCCAACAGGGCUAUAAACAACUGCUUCAGUGCUGUGUGCAAACCCCAUAUAUGGUUGAAUGGAUAUAUGGUUCAAACACUUUGACAUCAGAUUUUGAUGCAGGAACCAAUUGCAUCAAAUAUGAAAGUUCAGCAGCAAGCUGCAGUGGAACCCAAACUCUUCAAUUUACAUGCAGGGUUAAAGACGUGAGUGGUUACGACAAGACAACAGAACUGGUCAUUUUCAAUGGAGAUUCAACAUGUAACGAUCCGGUGUACGGGAGUGGACAAGUGGGUGACACAUCAAUCAUAGGGUGUGAUCCGGGUCAACAGGGGUCAAAGACUGCACAAUGUCAGGAAACAGGAGAGUGGAAACUUGUGACGGACACCUGCAUUGUAACCAAAAUCAGUGAAUUACUGAUUGCAUCAGUGGAUCUGGCCAAAGAGCAAGUACAGAAUUUUACUGUAAAACUGAGCAAUGCUGUUCUGGAAGAAAGAACAAAAAUUUCUAAUUCAUCUGCAACCAUAGCGGCUGUUGUUGACAUUGUAAAUAGCAUUGCAAACAUUUCAACUACUGUUAACAAAGAAGUCAUGAAGAAUGUACUACUGACUGUUGAUGUCAUCAUUAGCGAAGAAACAAAAAACUCCUGGGUGUUUCUGAAUGCAAAUACCACCCAAAAUGCCAGCUCAGAAUUACUGGGUUCACUGGAGAAGCUAUCCGGUGCAGUAAACGAGACAUUUGAAAUCAAUACUCAAGUGAUCCAGCUUAGAAGUCAAACAUUCACCUCCCGUUUUGAAGAUGUACUGAACUCCAGUGUUUCCAUCAGUAUUCCAAACUCAAGCAACGCAAAUGUCUUAAUUACCACCAUCAUCUUUUCCACUCUUAAUAAUGUGAUGCCAACACGGAACUCCACAUUUAACAUCACUGCCAACAGCAAUAACACUAGCAGCGAUAAUGCCAUCAAUGCUGCUGUUUUGCUUGUCAAAAUAAAUGCAAGUAUAAGUAACGUUAGCCUGUCAUUCAAUAAGCUCAACUCAAGCCUGUUACUGUACCCACAGUGUGUCUUCUGGAAUUUCACACUCUUUAAUAAGAUUGGUGCUUGGGAUGAUGAGGGGUGUAGCUUUGUUUAUGACAAAAAUGACACAAUAAAAUGUGGCUGCAACCACCUUACGUCCUUCUCAAUUCUGAUGGCAACAGACAUCCCGCCAUCAGUGAGAGAUAUAUUGGAUGUAAUCACCUAUGUUGGAGUUGGAAUAUCUCUGGCAAGUUUAGUCAUAUGUCUCAUCAUUGAAGGAUAUGUGUGGAGAGAGGUCACCAGAAAUAGUACUGCCUUCAUGCGCCACGUUUCCAUCAUUAACACUGCAUUAUCUCUGCUGAUCGCCGACAUCUGUUUCAUCAUCGGUGCCUUUCUUGCUAAGAACCCAUCAGAAAACCCAGGAGAGAAUUAUCUAGUUCCUGUUAUCCCAUGUACCACAGCAACAUUUUUCAUGCACUUCUUCUACCUUGCCCUGUUCUUUUGGAUGCUUGUGUCUGGCCUUCUUCUCCUUUACAGGACAGCCAUGGUCUUCUCCCACAUGUCCAAGUCGACCAUGUUGGCCAUUGGCUUCACACUGGGCUAUGGCUGCCCUCUGAUUAUUGCUGUUAUCACUGUUGGUGUCACAUUUAACAGUGGCUACAUAAGGAAAGAUUAUGCUUGCUGGCUUAACUGGACUGAGACAAAAGCCCUGCUGGCUUUAGUGAUACCUGCCUUGACCAUAGUUUUGAUCAACAGUUUGAUCGUAAUUGUGGUCUUAUUUAAAAUGCUGAGAAGAGGUGUGGGGGACACUGCCCAGCAGGAUGAAAAACAUACUCUUGUGGUCAUUUUAAGAUGUGUGGCCAUAUUGACUCCUUUAUUUGGACUGACCUGGUCUUUAGGAGUUGGAACAAUGGUUUCAUCAACUGAUAAGGGAAUCCACAUUGCCUUUGCAUUCUUCAACUCACUACAGGGUCUCUUCAUUUUAGUGUUCGGGACACUAUUUGAUUCAAAGAUCCGUUCUCUUCUGACAAGACGGGGGCCUACAGUGAGCUCUAGCUCUUCUCAAACAAGAAGUACAAGUGCUGGUAUUUCCUCUUGGAAUGGCCUGAAUUUGCUGAGUCGACUCCGCGGAAGAAGAAAUAUCUACCGUGUUUCACAGGCUGAGGCAUCAAACAGCAACAGCAAUGCCUCCGAAUCAUUUAUCAGCAACCCAUAACACUGCUACAGUCUCAAAAGGGAUGUUUUUCUUAUUAUUAUUCUAAAUGUAAAGUUCGUUGAUAUGUAAUUAAAGGGACCUUUAAGAUUGGAUUUUAAGCUUUAGUCACUUAUUACUUAAAGCAGCAUAUUAUUUAAAAUGUAUUUAAACCUUUCUUUGAAAUUGUAAAAUGCGACCAGUGUUUAAAGCUAAGAUUAAUGAUUCACUUUUGGGUAUUGUUGAAAAAAGUAAUGAUUGCAUAAAUUUAUCAUGCCUCUAUUUUAUCCUAUUGUUGUGAUUAGCAGUUUUGUGUACGUAUUUGUGUUUUCCUAUAUUUUUAUGUUGAGAAAUAAAAUACAAAAAAUAUACAUGUAUUGUAUCUAAAAACCAACUCUCCUCCCACUGGCAAGCCUUGAAUAAAUCUUUCUGUGUGUGCACUGCC